CCUCGCGCUAUCAUAAUCUUUUCUCCUAAGGCUCCCUUGACAAUUUAUUCACAUCACGCGUACGAUAUAUACACAUGCCUACAGUAGUCUCUAUAAGCAAGCUGCAUGAACUCAUGUCUUCUUUGGCUUUAUGCUUCGGUAGUGGAGUCACUGGAGUGGCUAAUGACUUUAGGGGCUUAUUAUCUCCACACGAUACGCAUUCUCCCUGCAUUGCUGGCAACGCGUCCUCAUUUCCUAGAAGGGAUAACUGGUCUAAGAUGUCUACGAUGAUCCGUUGUAUCCCAUCCAUGUCGUAUCAAAGAGGAGUCUCAUUCGCCUUACGCAAGGAUGUUGCGCGACCUAAUCUGAAGCUUGAGAUCACCAUUCCCAGGAGAAAUUUGGUAGAGUCAACAAUGGAAACGUCAUACUGCAUGCAUUCGGAUAUACAGGGAAACAGUAAGAUGUUAUCGCUGGCUCGGCUUUGUGGGACUACUCCACUCUGUGGUGUAUGAUAAACACCCUGGAAUCUAUUCAAGCCAGUGAUCCGUUUCCCCCCUAGCUUUAGUGUUAUUGUGUAGAUCAGAGAUAUCCG
Molecule: messenger RNA, 571 nt
Organism: Aspergillus alliaceus
Lineage: Eukaryota; Fungi; Ascomycota; Eurotiomycetes; Eurotiales; Aspergillaceae
Exons: 1
Coding region: 75-491 (138 amino acids)
Source: RefSeq, a predicted model, not a curated record